Meleagris gallopavo (turkey) is the source of this 1200-nucleotide messenger RNA. The record is from RefSeq and is a predicted model, not a curated record. NCBI's taxonomy places the organism in Eukaryota, Metazoa, Chordata, Aves, Galliformes, Phasianidae.
AGAGUCAUCAGCAGAGCCCCAGGUCUGAAGCUGGUGGUAGAAACCUUGAUCUCCUCCUUGAGGCCUAUUGGGAAUAUUGUUCUCAUCUGCUGUGCUUUCUUCAUUAUCUUUGGGAUUUUAGGGGUGCAGCUUUUUAAAGGCAAGUUCUACUACUGUGAUGGUCCUGAUGUGAAAAACAUCACUACAAAGACUGACUGCACUAAUGCACACUACAGAUGGGUUCGGCGGAAGUACAAUUUUGACAAUUUGGGACAGGCUCUCAUGUCCUUGUUUGUCCUUUCGUCCAAAGACGGCUGGGUGAACAUCAUGUAUGAUGGUCUGGAUGCUGUGGGUAUUGACCAACAGCCCAUCCAGAACCAUAACCCUUGGAUGCUUCUCUACUUCAUCUCCUUCCUGCUCAUCGUCAGCUUCUUCGUGCUCAACAUGUUCGUGGGGGUGGUGGUGGAGAACUUCCACAAGUGCCGGCAGCACCAGGAGGCAGAGGAGGCCCGGCGUCGGGAGGAGAAGCGUCUGAGACGCCUGGAGAAAAAGCGCAGGAAAGCCCAGCGCAGGCCUUACUACGCUGACUAUUCUCCAGCACGGAAAUACAUUCACACCCUCUGCACCAGCCACUAUCUCGACCUCUUCAUCACCUUCAUCAUUGGAGUCAACGUCAUCACUAUGUCGAUGGAGCACUACAACCAGCCAAAGUCCCUGGAUGAAGCCCUGAAGUACUGUAACUACGUGUUCACCAUAGUUUUUGUGUUCGAGGCAGUGUUGAAGUUGGUGGCAUUUGGUUUUCGAAGGUUCUUUAAGGACAGAUGGAAUCAGCUGGAUUUGGCCAUAGUUCUCUUAUCAAUUGUGGGAAUCACGCUGGAGGAAAUUGAGAUGAACGCUGCACUGCCCAUCAAUCCCACAAUAAUACGCAUCAUGCGGGUGCUGAGAAUAGCAAGAGUGCUGAAACUGCUUAAAAUGGCCACUGGAAUGCGAGCUCUCCUGGACACAGUGGUACAAGCUCUUCCCCAGGUAGGGAACCUUGGCCUACUUUUUAUGCUCCUGUUUUUAUCUAUGCUGCCCUGGGAGUGGAAUUGUUUGGCAAGCUAGACUGCAGUGAAGAGAAUCCUUGCGAAGGGCUGAGCCGGCACGCAACGUUCACCAACUUUGGGAUGGCCUUCCUCACCCUCUUCAGGGUGUCCACGGGGGACAACUGGAAUGGUAUCA